GGGCUCGGCGGGCCAUUGGCUCGUGGUCGCGGCAAAGGCAGCUUGAGGACUAGAAGAGCGAGCGGGGCCCGCGGGCCGGGCCGGGGACGACCUGGGCUGAAGCCAUGGAGGACCAGAGGGAGGCGCUGCGGAAGAUCAUUACCACCCUGGCUGUGAAGAAUGAAGAGAUUCAAAGCUUCAUCUACUCCCUCAAGCAGAUGCUGCUGAACGUGGAGGCAAACUCCACCAAGGUGCAGGGGGACCUGGAGGCCGAGUUCCAGUCCCUCUUUUCCCUCCUGGAGGAGCUGAAGGAGGGCAUGCUCAUGAAGAUAAAGCAGGACCGGGCCAGCCGCACCUACGAGCUGCAGAACCAGCUGGCCGCCUGCACUCGGGCCCUGGAGAGCUCAGAGGAGCUUCUGGAGACAGCCAACCAGACCCUGCAGGCCACAGACAGCAACGACUUCCCUCAGGCUGCCAAGCAAGUCAAAGAUGGUGUGACAAUGGCCCCUGCCUUCCGGCUGUCAUUGAAGGCCAAGGUGAGCGACAACAUGAGUCACCUCAUGGUGGACUUCGCGCAGGAGCGGAGGAUGCUACAGGCACUCAAGUUCCUACCUGUGCCCAGCACCCCUGUGAUUGACCUGGCCGAGUCCCUGGUAGCAGACAACUGCGUGACCUUGGUGUGGCGCAUGCCGGACGAGGACAGCAAGAUUGACCACUACGUGCUGGGGUACCGGCGGACCAACUUCGAGGGCCCGCCCCGUCUGAAGGAGGAGCAGCCCUGGAUGGUCAUCGAGGGCAUCCGGCAGACGGAGUACACGCUGACUGGUCUCAAGUUUGACAUGAAAUACAUGAAUUUUCGUGUGAAGGCCUGUAAUAAGGCGGUCGCAGGCGAGUUCUCCGAGUCAGUGACCCUGGAGACACCAGCGUUCAUGUUCCGCCUGGAUGCGUCCACAUCUCACCAGAACUUGCGGGUGGAUGACCUCUCCGUGGAGUGGGACGCCAUGGGCGGGAAGGUGCAGGACAUCAAGGCUCGAGAGAAAGACGGCAAGGGGCGGACCGCGUCUCCCGUCAACUCCCCAGCGAGAGGUGUGCCAUCCCCCAAGAGGAUGCCCUCGGGUCGUGGGGGUCGGGACCGCUUCACGGCUGAGUCCUACACGGUGUUGGGGGACACGCUGAUCGACGGUGGGGAACAUUACUGGGAGGUGCGCUACGAGCCGGACAGCAAGGCGUUCGGCGUGGGGGUGGCAUACCGCAGCCUGGGCCGCUUCGAGCAGCUGGGCAAGACGGCCGCGUCCUGGUGCCUGCACGUCAACAACUGGCUGCAGGUCAGCUUCACCGCCAAGCACGCCAACAAGGCCAAGGUGCUGGAACCCCCCGUGCCCGACUGCCUGGGUGUGCACUGCGACUUCCACCAAGGCCUCCUGUCCUUCUACAACGCCCGUACCAAACAGCUGGUGCACACGUUCAAGGCCAAGUUCACACAGCCCGUGCUGCCUGCUUUCACAGUGAGAACCCUUCCGCGGCGGGGAGGGGAGAGGUGGGGCUGGGGGCUGGCUCUGCUCCUGCGCUCGCCCGCUCCCCUCACCGGUCCCCGGUCCCCAGGUGUGGUGCGGCAGCUUCCAGGUGACGACAGGCCUGCAGGUCCCCAGCUCUGUGCGCUGCCUGCAGAAGCGGGGCAGUGCCACCAGCAGCUCCAACACCAGCCUCACCUAGGCCACUGGACCGCCCGCCCGGCCCGGCUGAGUUUGGGGAGCCCCCCCCCAGGCCUUGGUUGUUUCAGCCGACACCUUCUUCUCACUUUGCUGCUUGGAGCCUUAACUCCUGAUUGGGGGGGUCACCAAUGGGGAGCGGGCACCAGGGCGGGCCCUCGUCCCCACCUCACCUCCUAAUAAAAGUCAAUCACUGGCCAGGCCGUGCUGAUGGUUCUUUGGGGCUGGCUGGCACUGAGUAUGCCCCAAACCUCUCUGGACCUCAGCUUUCCUGGCUGUAAAAUGGGCCUUUCUUGUAGGAUCAGGUGGCAGGUUUUGCUAAGCAAGUGGGGCCUGCUGUGGGCAGCAUCUGACAGACGCUCACGGC
Mirounga angustirostris (Northern elephant seal) is the source of this 2055-nucleotide messenger RNA. RefSeq names its product fibronectin type III and SPRY domain containing 1 (gene FSD1). Gene Ontology annotation, cellular component: microtubule. The transcript is spliced from 12 exons. The record is from RefSeq and is a predicted model, not a curated record. NCBI's taxonomy places the organism in Eukaryota, Metazoa, Chordata, Mammalia, Carnivora, Phocidae. Bases 105 to 1868 code for a protein of 587 amino acids. Gene Ontology annotation, biological process: regulation of mitotic spindle organization; regulation of cell division. Gene Ontology annotation, molecular function: microtubule binding.